AAAUUUCAGUACCAAUUCAAGAUCAGUCGAACAUGGCUGAUGCAAAUCCAUUAUCCGCUAGUCUUUUUCUGUCUCGUAAGAUCAUCUGUUUGUUGUUUUUAUAGUACUUACCAGGUACUGAAUAAAUUUUGCAUUUCCAUGUAGUCGCGAAUUUAAUUAAUUUAUUUAAUUAAUUAGGAAUAUUGUUGCUGUUGAGUUACUGUGAUAUUUUUUUAAGAAAUCCUACCAUUGAUAAUUUAGCACCAUGUUUAUGGAAAAUAGAAAACUCGUGCCACCAGACGGAGGAUGGGGGUGGAUUGUGGUUAUUGGGGUUAGCGCGGUUAAUCUCUGUACAAGAUCAAUAGAGCAGUCGUUUGGCCUUCUUUUCGGCGAUCUACUCAAAGACCUUCAGGUCGAAACGACAGGAGCGGCCGUCAUCAUGAGCACGCUGGACGCCCUCAUCAACUUUUCGGGCUUAUUUGUAGGCCCCCUCAUCAGGGCCUUCUCCUACAGGAAAGUGUCGCUCGCCGGCUCCAUCUUGGUGGCCUCGGGACUCAUACUCACCAGCUGGGCCAACAGCAUGCCUCACAUCCUGGCAACUUACAGUAUUAUUAACGGUUUGGGGGUUGGUUUGACAGCUUCAGCAACAUUCGUGGCCCUUAACAACUACUUCGUGAAGAGACGAGGCCAGGCCAUAGGGUUCUCCUUGGCCGGGACAGCAUUCGGGAUGAUGCUGAUGCCACAAGCUGUCAGAUUGCUCCUAGACAUCUACGGAUUUAGAGGUGCCAUAUUAGUACUAGGAGGCUUCGCGUUGAACUCGCUGGUUGGUUCCAUGCUGCUACAACCGGCAAAAUGGCAUUACAUCCUUGAGGAGAAAAAUAUAGAGGAAGGAGAAUACAAACAGGAAAUGGAGACAAUAAAAGAAGAUGGCGAAGAUGACGAUGCAGAACUAGAAUCGAAUACCUUGAUUUCGAAUAAUUUAGGCGUGAGGACCUUCGAAGAACUGAAAGCUGGAGGAUUAACGAGAAAAUCCACUUUUCCAAGGAAUUUUUCCACCAUGAGCUUCGUGGGAAACAAGGGCAAACGCAGAUCAUCCAAGGAAUCGAUCGUGAGCAGUUAUUCUAGGCUGGAUUUCACUGGGUCCAGUAUACAACUUCAUAUUGAUAGCGCUGAUACACCAGAUUCCAUAGAACCAGCGCCCAGCUCAGCUCGCCUGCGCAGGAACCUCAGCUACCCAGGAGUCCAGUUCUCACCCCAGCAAAAAGUCCUCAAAGAACUCCAAAGGGAACACCUCAAAUUCAAGGAACAGCAGGAAAAAACCUUUUGGCAGAAAAUCGUGGAGUUCAUGGACUUCGACCUGCUCAAAGACCCGAUCUAUCUCAAUUUGGUUUUCGGCCUUUCUGUUUUUUAUGUUGCAGAGCAGAAUUUCAAGAUGGUCAUGCCGUUCUUCUUCCAGAGUAUCGGUUAUACCAAGCAGGAUGUUGCGUUGUUUUUGUCUGUGCAGGCUUUCACCGAUGUCCUGGCCAGGUUGAUUCUGCCUCCGAUUUGUGACAGGUUGUUGAUUUCAAAAAGGACGCUGUUUAUGAGUGGGAUAUUUGUUUUGGGUAUCUGCAGAUCAGUCCUAGCUCACCAAACUGAAUAUGUAUGGAUUUUGGUUUGGUUGGUGAUAGCUGGCUUCACCAGAGGAGCUGCGUUGAUCAACUUUGCUAUCACUAUAUCCGAGUAUGCUACUUUGGAAAAAUUACCUGCUGCUUUUGGACUUCAUAACGUUGGGAAAGGAUUGUUUGUGGUUAUCCUAGGACCUGUGUUAGGUAAAAUUCGAGAUAUUACCCAAAGCUACCCCAUCUGUCUCCAUUCCCAAACCCUUCUCAUCAUGACAUGUGUCAUAGCCUGGUCCAUCGAGUACUGCAUCAGAUACUGCAAAACGAGAACAUCAGAAUCAGAAAAAUCAGAUACAGACACGACGAACACAUGACAAACAGAUCUGGACUAAGGAAUUAGUGAUGGGCAUAUCGAUUUUUAAGGGAAAAUAUCGAUACGUCUCAGCACUAAAUAAAUUAGUCCUACCUUAUUUUUUUCCAAAAAGAUUUAUUAUAUAUUGUACUGUAUUUUUAGUAUUAUAUUUUUUUACUUAA
This is a messenger RNA of Sitophilus oryzae (rice weevil), 2114 nucleotides long. RefSeq lists its product as uncharacterized. Bases 245 to 1954 code for a protein of 569 amino acids. Gene Ontology annotation, biological process: transmembrane transport; monocarboxylic acid transport. The transcript has 9 exons. Gene Ontology annotation, molecular function: monocarboxylic acid transmembrane transporter activity. The record is from RefSeq and is a predicted model, not a curated record. NCBI's taxonomy places the organism in Eukaryota, Metazoa, Arthropoda, Insecta, Coleoptera, Curculionidae.